Molecule: messenger RNA, 5033 nt
Organism: Parasteatoda tepidariorum (common house spider)
Lineage: Eukaryota; Metazoa; Arthropoda; Arachnida; Araneae; Theridiidae
Cellular component (GO): plasma membrane
Molecular function (GO): protein binding
Source: RefSeq, a predicted model, not a curated record
ACUAGCCACAAGUAAAGGCACAGUUCAUAUCCCUUUUACUCUGGAAAAACGCCAAACUUUUACCUUUCUAUCUUUUUAUUCGAAUAAAUCCCAGAAUAUAAUGUGAGCAAACUCUUCAUAAUUUUUCGGAAAUUUAUUGGACAGGAAGAAAUGUUCUUUCCAACUAUUUUACGAGAUCUAUCUUAGUAGGUUUAGUCGCUGGAUUGAUACUCUUCAGAUUAUCUCACUAUGCUUCCAAUGCAUCUUUUUUUAACCUUUUAGUAGCAACUCUUUCUUAACAGAAGCGCAAGUGAUCUUAUUAAUGAUCUUAAAAUAUUAGAAAUAGAGCUUUCUUCGAUGAUUAUGUCAAACGCAAAAAUUAUAAAUGUAAAGGAUAUAGCCGGCGUAUGACAUACUAUACAGAAUGCCGAUUGCCGCCAUAUCCUUCAUACUCACUUUUACAUUCAUAGCUGUGAUAUGGGGGAAAUGCCCUGAAGAAUGCAUAUGUGGUGCUGAUCUUGAGGAUCGAAAAAGGGUUAUCUGCAAUAAAGGUGGGCUAGUAGAAAUUCCCACUUUAAAAAUGGAUCUGGAUAUACAAGUAUUAAUAAUCACGGCUCCACCUCAUAAUUCCAAUGAAUUAACAAUAGGUAGAAUAUUUCUAGAUUUCCAUGAUCUAGAAGAAGUUCGUAUUACUUAUUCGAAGUUACCUGCCAUUGGAGACAGUUCGUUUUGGCCUGGAAAAAAUCUUAAAAUCCUAGACCUUAGUCAUAACAACAUAACAUUUAUUCGUGACAAAGAUUUUUAUGGCCUACGAAAUCUGCGUGUUUUAGAUUUAAGCUAUAAUGGCAUAUCAGCUUCUCCAUCUGCUCCAUUCAGAUUAUUAUCAAGUCUAACAACCCUUUCUCUAGCUCGAAAUAAGUUUCGAACACUAGUUCCAAGAUUUUUUUACAUGCUUACCAAAUUGGAAAAAUUGGAUUUAAGUGGAAAUCCUCUGAAGGACAUAGAUCCUGAAAACCUUAAAGAUGUUCGUCCACUUCGACGAUUUCAUUUAGCUAAAUGUCAACUAACCAGGCUUCAUUCGCUAGUUUAUCAGCAACUUCCCAACUUAGAAGAAUUAGAUUUAAGAGAUAACUACUUUACUUAUUUUUCGCCAGAAGAAUUUAGACAUCUGAAACGUUUAAAAUAUCUUCAUUUGGAUGGGAAUAAUCUGACUCUUAUUGUUGAGAAAACGUUCGAUGGACACAACUUGAGACAUCUUGGUUUGUCGCGAAAUCGAAUAUUCAAAUUCUCUAAAUGUGCAUUCUGUAACUUGUCAAUACAGCAAUUAGAUCUUUCGUAUAAUCAACUCGUAAGUAUACAUUUUGACGCUUUAUCACCCAUAGCCCACUCAUUAGAAAGUUUAGACGUCAGUUUUAAUGAAAUAGAUUCUGAGGAAUUAGAACUCGCUUUAAGUCCUCUUUACAAAUUGAAGAAACUAUCACUAUCAGGAAUGAAACUUGAUCAUCUAUCAGAUGAUGCUUUUAUCAACAACAUUGAACUAAAAACAUUAGACAUAUCUUACAAUUUAUUUUCAAACUUAUCAGGUCAAACCAUCCAACCUCUACAUCAAAUUGAAGAAAUUGAUUUAUCACACAAUCUGUUGGAAUAUUUAGAUCCUUCCUUUUUGGAAAAAAUUGACAAUAUAUCAACUUUGCAUGUUUUACAUUUACAUUCAAAUCCAUGGUCUUGUCAUCGAUGCUCCGUCCUCACUCUACUAAGAUGGAUCCGACAAUCUAUUCUUUAUAGUAGUACUUGUGAUGUGAACUACGAAAGUAGUACCUGCAUGAGAUGUGCUUCGCCACUUUCUCUGGAGGGACGUGCUUUACAUUCAUUGCGUCGCUUAGAUCUUGAACCUUGCAAUAGCCUAAUGCCUCAAUCUAGAGUAUUUGUAGCAUCAUCAAAUGUCGUCAUUAUUGUUGUAAUAACAGUUGUUAUUCUUUUCAUAAUUAUUUUUACUGUUUCUGUCAUAAUUUACAAAAAGCAGGGGGCAUCGUAUUACACGCAUGAAGGUGAUAGAACCCCAACUUUAGGUGUACUCGGAAUACCAUCUGAUUACGCUGAUAUCAAUGGAAGAACUUUUUCAGAAGAAAGAAGAAGAGCGUAUUUUGUAACUUUAGAUCGAAUAGAUGAACUUGCGGGUGAAAAAAUUGUGGCAGCUUUUAACUCUAACUAAUGAUUUUUUAAAUUUUUUUAUUAUGCGUGGCUUCUUUAAAAGUAAAGAUACAUUACGUUAGGGUGAACAGGAAGUACUUUAUUGCAUAUUUUAGAAACUUGGAAUUCAAUCGUGACCCUUUGACUUGAUGUUGUAUUGACUUGAACUACUAUACAUUGAGUCUGAUUCAAGAAAAGCGUAUUUUUUUUAUAUACAAACCGUUAAUCAACUUGAUCUUAAUAUAAUUGGUUAAAUCUAAAUAAUUCACGCUUAUCAUACCUUAUUCAAAGAUCACUGGAAGCUUCUCCGUUCAGUACUUAUCUAUUUUGAGAAACCAAAUGGGAUUUAAUUUCAAUACGUUUUGGCUGUUUAAGUGGAAUUUUUAUUAAUUUUUUAUUAGGACAACUUAGACAUCAAAAAUACGUUCUAAUUGAACCAGACUCUCUGUAGGAAUGCCAAACAACCACGAGGAGAACGUCAAGUUUUGUAGGUAAAAGCCAGUGUUCUCAAAAUUCACGAUGAACAUUUUAAACUCCUGGCUACUAUAUAUUUAUUUUUCAUGCAGACUUCAUAGAUGCGUUUUAUUUUCAUUCUAUAUUUAAAGCCAGUUUUCUAACCAAACUUGAGACGAUAUAAUUUAAACGAUAAUACAUAGCAGCAUGUUCUAAACCUUCUGGCAACCCUGGUCUAAUGAAUCUUUUCAAAAUUCUCUUCUUUUUUAUCAGUAAAAAUCAUUGUUUAUCUACUAUAUUAAUUUUAUUAAUUUUAAAAGUCUUCUUUCACUAUUUUUAAUAUAUUUUAGAAUAUACAAAGGAUCUCGCACAAAUAUUAUAGAAAUCAAUUCUAUGUCAAAUUGAAUGGAAAUUUAAUGUGUUGUAGUUCAAAACAUUCUGAUCCAGAGUUCUCAUUGACAAAGUCCAAAAAUGGACUGAGAUACGGAGCCACAAGCAUAAGAGAUAGAGGCAACGGUCACUGUAGUGAAGAAAGCGCAGCAUUGGCUCGAGUGAAUGCCAAGAAGUAAGCCGUUAGCUACUGAAUUAGAGACAUCUAUCGUGCUACUAGUUUUUUCAUAACUUAAUCAAGUUUUUAAUACUUAUUUAAAAGUUAAUCAUUAAGGCUAUUUUUGUAGGCUCUGUCGUAAUAUGAAAUGAUGCUUUUUUUACGAAUAAUAUGCUAUUUUUAUAACUGGUGUAAGUUUGCAACUGUUACUCAUGACUUUUUGGUCAAGUUUAGCAUAUCUAAGGCCAGCACAAAACGUCAACAUGGAGAAAAGCCGCAGUUUUGGGAAAAUAAAAAACGUUUAUGGUCUUAUUUUUUAAUAUUCAAAAACUUGCUCUAUUGCUGCACUAUCUAGGCUCAUAAAAGUUUGCAAAAGCUGAGAAUAAGGCAGUGAUUUUGAUAAUUUUCAUCUAGAUGGGAAAAUGUCAUCAAAUUGGCGAUUUUUAAAAAGUUUUAUAACUUUAAAAAUAUUUAUGUUAUUUGUCUGUUCUAAAGAGCGGAUAAUUCUUCACGGUAGGAUUAUACAUAUACUAGUUAAAAAUCAUCGCAUUGCGUCAAGUGUAAGACACUUAAACUAUGCCUUUUUUUUCCUUGGCAAGAGAGCUUCGAAAAACAGCGUUAAUUAUUUUUAGAAAAUUGAGUAUUAUUCUAUAUAUUAGAGAAUUGAGAAUAACUAUUUAUGGUUGAGGCUUCGUAUCUCCGUAACUAUCAAUUUGUGGACUUAGUGUCAACCAGAAUUUUUUAUCAGAAUGUUGUGAACUACAAGAUGUAAAAUUUUCCGCUAAUUUGACAGAGAAAUAAUUUCCAUAAAAUUUAUGCGAGGUGUUUCCGUGAGCUAUUUUUAAAAUCUUAAUUUACGCUAAUUGAUGCCGCCAUCAUCAUAAAAAAAAUGACAGCUGUAGACAUGUAGCAAAUCAGUUCUAAGUUUCCUUUAAAAAUUUCAAAAUGAUGAUUUCGUGUAUUUAAAAAACAAAACACCAUUUUGUUCAUUAAAAAGUAAACAAUUUAUUUUUAAGAAGUCUACUGUAAUAUUUUAAAUUAAUAGAGUAACAACAAAGAAGUGGAGCUUUCCCCCAAAGUUAUAAUAUAAUAUUAAACUUUAUUAAAAAUUCAUCUGAUAUAGAUUCAAAGCCAGCAGUAUAUUACUAAUUAGACGGUGGUUUACAUCACUAGAUGAAGCACCAAUUUUCCCAGUUUGAGAUUUUUUUUUCUCUCUUUGUAGUAUUGUAAGAAGCAAUGAACUGAUCUGAAUAGAAAAUAUUUUAUGUAAAUUCUCCUGAGAUUUACAGGCCUAUUCUAUGACCAGGCGGUAAAAUAUUUAAGUGGUAAAUUUUAUCGCAUUAACGUGACUUCGAUUUAACGUUAUAAAGUUUAGGCAUGUGGUAAUAUUUUGGCAUAACUUAUUCCAUUUCUUUUAUUGGCCUCGUCAGAGAAUAGGCCUGCAAGAAAACUAAAAAUAGGAACUAGAAGCACCAUUUUUAUCUUGUCAUGGUAGUUCAACAUCUCAAAAUAAGAAAUUAGCGCUUGGUCUUAUAAUAUAAAACACCGUCCAAUUUAUAUCUCACGAGCAGAUAAAAAAUUUCUUCAGUGAUAAAAAGCAUCGAAAUGACGUAAAACAAAGCAAAUAAAUAAAAAAGUUUUUUGGAUUUGAUGAUUCCAUUUUGACACAACUUAUCAAUGAAGUUCUUUAUUGCCUGGUUUGUAAAAUAGGCCUGGAAAUCAUUGCAUGCUUUUCACUUAUGUGUAUUUCCCUUUUUUUCUCCUUCUCUUUAAUAAUUAUGUUUGAAAAUAACUCUGUAAAAAAAUUAUCAUUACAACACUUAGACUUAUCUUGAUUGAUGAAUAAAGUUUUUAUUUAUAACAA